Molecule: messenger RNA, 6012 nt
Organism: Mangifera indica (mango)
Lineage: Eukaryota; Viridiplantae; Streptophyta; Magnoliopsida; Sapindales; Anacardiaceae
Exons: 5
Coding region: 304-5457 (1717 amino acids)
Biological process (GO): regulation of transcription by RNA polymerase II
Cellular component (GO): piccolo histone acetyltransferase complex
Source: RefSeq, a predicted model, not a curated record
GUUAUUUUCGAUCUAAACCCUUACUAUCGUGAAGCGAAAAGAAACCCUAGCUCUCUUCCGUCUCUCCGGAAUUUUUAAUUUUCAAAAUUAGCGGCAAAUUUAUUUCGGAAAUCGAUAAAUCUGUUAGGGUUUCAAUUUGAAACCAUCAGAUUCGUACCCUAAUAUAUGUUUCGUGGCAGUGAUCUCCAUUGUUGGUUUGAGAAAUCUUCGCUUCGUGAUAUAUUGAUUCAGAUCUGAAAAAUGUAUAAUGGAAUAUGAAGACCGGAGGUUUUUUGUUUUGGUUUUUAGAUUGACAAAUUGUUCAUGGAAAAUAGAAUAGGAAAAUCCAAUGGAGCGGAAAUUCCUAGGAAAUCAAGAUCAUUGGAUAUUAAGAGCCUGUAUAAAUCAGGAAUCCCAAUGGAGUCUCAGAAUAAGGAGUUGAAGAGAAAAAAUAGUUCAGAGGAUUCAGACGCGGAAAAGAGCAACAAGAGGAAAAAGAUUGGCAAAACUGUGUCCAUCAGUAGCUUAAAAAAUGUUGAUGAUUACAAAAACAGUUUAGAUGGCUUGUCUAAUGGUGUUCUGAGUUCUGGUUCACUUGAUUCAAAGGAUUCAAAGUUGGGGUUGAGUCAUAAAAAUCAUAAUAGCAGUGGGUUUAAUGGCAUUUCCUUGAGUUUAGAUGAUAGUGGUUUUCAAAUCCCGAAGCGUAAACGUGGUUUUGUUGGGCGAAGAAAGGUUGAAGUUAGUCAAGUGUUGAAGCUACAAGGACAGUCUUGUUGUAAAGUGAGUGAUGAUGCGGUGGCUAAGGCAACAGGUGGUGAUUCAGCUGCCAGGAUUGAGUCUCAGAAGGAAUUUGCUAUUCAGGCUGAGUCUCCAACAGAUUUGGGUAUUGGGGCUGAGUCUUUACAUGAUUCUGGUAUGUGUCUAGUGCAAUCAAAGGUUAAACGCAAAAAGAUUUCCGAUAAUGUAAAGGAAAAGAGGAACAGUGGGUUGAAUGCAGCUAGGCUUUCGAAGGAGGGUGUUGGGCGUGCCAAUAAUUCAGUGUUAAGCAAUGGUGAGUCUUCCUUGAAGAAGGUAAACAGAAAAAGUGAGUCAAAUUUAAAUCAAAAUUUUAAGGAGGGUGAUUGUGCUAGUCAUUCAGUUCUGAACAAUGGUGACUCUUUCAAGAACUCAAAUAAGAUUAGCAAUUCAGAUUUGACUCAGUGUUUGAAGGAGGUUGAUGGGUGCACCAGUCAGCCAGUUGUUAAUAACAGUGUCUCUUUGAAAAAGUCAAGGAAGAAUCUUGGCAAGAGAAAUGAUCCCACCCGAGAUAGAAGAAGUAUUGCAAAAGAAGAAGCAGAGCCUUUAACUGAUGCAUCUGUCAAGGUAUGUGGUGAUGUACUGGAUGAUGAAGAGAAUCUUGAGGAAAAUGCAGCUAUGAUGCUAUCAUCACGAUUCAAUCCUAGUUGUACUGGUUUUCCUUCAAAUGGAAAAUCCAUUCCUUCCACAAAUGGCCUUUCUUUUUUGUCAUCCUCUGAACAAGACUUUGCUAGUCAUGAAUCUGCAUCAUUUGAUGCUGCUGGUAGAGCAUUACGACCAAGGACACGGUACAAAGAGAGGGGGCACUCAAGGAAAAGGCGACAUUAUUAUGAAAUUUUCUCCGAAGAUUUGGAUGCAUAUUGGGUAUUGAAUCAGAGAAUCAAAGUUUUUUGGCCUUUGGACCAGUGUUGGUAUUAUGGCCUGGUCAAUGACUAUGACAAAGAAAGCAAGCUACAUCAUGUGAAAUAUGAUGAUCGGGAUGAGGAAUGGAUUAAUCUGGGAAAUGAGAGAUUUAAACUUCUGCUGCUUCCUAGCGAAGUUCCAGGUAAGGAUGCACGUAGAAGAUCCAGGAUAACAGAGAAGAGUUUAGAAGGGAGAAAAGGAAGCUUGAAGCCUAGCAAAGAGAAGGAGAAGAGAAAUAUGACUGAGAAGGAUAGUAACUGCAUGGGUAACUACAUGGACACAGAGCCCAUCAUCUCAUGGUUGGCUCGAUCUACUAAUCGGUUCAAAUCUUCUCCUUUACACGCUAUAAAGAAACAGAAAAGACGUGAUCCAUCCCCGAAUUUUGAGCCAUCAUUUUUAUCUCACGAAAUUAUGAAGCCUGAUGUUUCUUUAGAAAGUGCUUCUUUGAGAGAUAAGAAUAAAAAAUUUGCCAGUACAUCUAAAUUGCUAGACUGUUUUUUUGGUGCUAGAAAAGAUGAGGAGUCUUCCUCAGGUAGACCCACAUUCUCCAAAUAUAGCAAACUUCCCAUUGUUUAUUACAGAAGGCGGUUUCGCAAGACAGGUAGCUUGUCAUGUUCAACAUCUUCAGGCAAUCAUGUUUCUAGUUGCAGACGUUCAUCUGUUACUUUGCCUGCCCCUUCCAUUGAUGGGUUAGAGGAUUUGGAAGAGCAUUAUAUUUGUAUGAAAAUGUUGGAUGCAAAUGGAGCAUUUCGAUUCACUGGUAACACAGAGCUGUUAAAUUUAACCAUACCACCCACAGAAUCAGGUCAAGUGAGAUUUGAGAUAUGCUUCCCAGUUCUUUCACUCCUGAAAUACACAUUCGGAGCAGAUAAUUUUUGGCUGUUCCAUGCUGUUAUUUUGUUUCACUAUGGGACACUGAUGAAAAUGUGGCCAAGUGUUAAUCUGGAGAUGCUUUUUGUUGAUAAUAUAGUUGGACGGAGGUUUUUCCUGUUUGAAGGUUGCUUGAAGCAGGCUGUAGCCUUUGUGUUUCUUGUCCUGAGAGUAUUCCAUCAACCUAAUGAGCUGGGGAACUAUGCUGACCUUCAGUUACCAGUAACUUCAAUCAGAUUCAAGUUUACUUGCAUUCAAGAUCUUAGAAAGCAGUUUGUGUUUGCUUUCUACAAUUUCGCCAACGUGAAGAAUUCGUUGUGGGUGUAUCUGGAUGCUAAGCUGAAAAGACAUUGUCAGCUUACUAGGCAAUUAUCUCUAUCUGAAUGCACUUAUGAUAAUAUUAAGGUGCUUGAAAAUGGAAGUAAAUUGUUAUCCAUGAAUUCUUCUUCUGGCAGGGACAGUUCCUUAACCAAGGGCCAUGAUGCGGUGGAGCACCCUAAACAUGCUGCUACUUUGAUGAUGAAUGACUGUUCUAGUUCCAAGAACUGCUUGGACAAACAUCUGGAAACUACUCAGGAACAUGAUGUAUCAGAAAAUACUCUUGAAAAUAAUAUGAAAGGCACCUCAAGGAAUGCUGUUUCUGAUGGGUACUUGUCUGUUGUUAGACCUGAGUUACCGGUGGUCGGUCUUUCUGUCUGUGCUGAUGUACGUUGGGUAAGCUCACUGCAAAAAUAUGGAAAUGGUGAUUUGAAUGGUGCUGGAACCUCUGCCAGUUUCUGGGUUCCUGAAGAAACUGGCAGUAAGGCAAUUGACCAGUUGCAGAAAUGGCAACGCCACAAUUCAAAGUUAGAGCAUGUUUCUUUGGCAGGACCUUCAGUUGACGGUGAUAAGACAGAUGCUGGGUCUCUUUCCCGUUUGAAUGGUAUUAGGGUUGAAAUUCCCAUGUUCAACCAAUUUGAAAGGCACAUUGAUAGGGAAUUCCUUGGCGCUCAACGUUCCACUGAUUUAAGUUGGAACAUGAAUGGUGGCAUCAUUCCGAGCCCAAACCCUACUGCCCCUAGAAGUACAUGGAAUCGAAAUAGAAGUAGUUCAUCUUUUGCAUACCUCAAUCAAGGAUGGUCAGAUGGGAAGGAUGAUAUUGCCCACAAUAAUUUUGGUAACGGACCUAGGAAACCACGUACUCAGUUCUCAUACUCCUUGCCAUUCGGAGGGUUUGAUUAUGGUUCAAAGAAUAGAGUCCAUCACCAGAAAGGGCUUCCUCACACAAGAAUUAGGAGGGCAAAUGAAAAGAGAUUGUCAGAUGCUACUAGGGAUUCCCAAAAAAACUUGGAGCUAUGUUGUGAUGCGAAUUUGUUAAUUACACAUGGUGACAAAGGUUGGAGAGAAUAUGGAGCACAAAUUGCACUAGAGCUUUUUGGUCACAAUGAAUGGAAGUUAGCAGUAAAGCUUUCAGGAAUGACAAGGUAUUCGUACAAGGCUCAUCAGUUCCUGCAGCCUGGUUCAACAAAUCGUUUUACUCAUGCCAUGAUGUGGAAAGGGGGAAAGGAUUGGACAUUGGAAUUUCCUGAUAGGAGUCAGUGGUUUCUUUUUAAGGAGAUGCAUGAAGAGUGCUACAAUCGUAAUAUCCGUGCUGCUUCAGUUAAAAAUAUUCCAAUUCCCGGGGUUCGCUUGAUAGAGGAUUGUGAUGACAACGGAACUGAAGUAGCAUUUGUUCGCGGUUGUAAGUUCUUUCGGCAGGUUGAAACAGAUGUUGAGAUGGCUUUGGAUCCAUCACGUAUCUUAUAUGACAUGGACAGUGAUGAUGAGCGGUGGAUCAUGAAAAUUCGCAAUUCUUCUGAAUCUGACAUCAGUGGCUUGUUGGAAAUUUCCGACGAGCUGUUUGAGAAAACAAUGGACAGGUUUGAGAAGGCUGCUUAUUCUCAACAGCAGGAUCAGUUCACACUGGAUGAAAUAGCAGAACUUAUGGCUGGAGUUGGUUCCAUGGAAGCUAUUAAAAUCAUCUAUGAGCAUUGGAGGCAGAAGAGACAGAAGAAGGGAAUACCUUUAAUUAGACAUCUCCAGCCUACAUCAUGGGAAAGAUAUCAACAGCAAAUGAAAGAGUGGGAGGCAGCUGUGUCUAAAUCUAACAACAUCAUCCCCAAUGGAUGUCAGGGGAAGGCUGCUCCCCUGGAGAAGCCACUCAUGUUUGCUUUCUGUUUGAAACCACGGGGAUUAGAAGUGCCCAACAAAGGUUCAAAACACCGGUCCCAGAGGAAAAUCUCAGUUUCUGGCCAAAGCAAUGUAGCCAUGGGAGAUUAUGAUGGAUUUCAUAAUUUUGGAAGGAGAUUAAAUGGGUUUGCUUUUGGGGAUGAAAAGGUUGUAUAUACAGGACUCAACUAUGAGUCUUUAGAUGAUUCUCCAUUUGCUCAGACAUCACCAAGGGUAUUCUCUCCGAGAGUAUUUUCACCACAUGAUGUGGGCAGCAUCAGUUUUCUCUCCACAGGCAGUGAUGGGUUUGAUAGACAUCAAUGCCAAAAACUUAGGAGGAGGAAGUCAAAGAAAUUUGGGGCAUUUGAAUUCCUGUAUGACCCACAGAUGGUGGCUCAAUAUAACCAACGGUUUAUGGGCAAGAGAAAUGGGGUCCAUAGGUGGAAUAUGGGCUAUUCUGACUUGCCAAGCCAGCGACAUUUACAACCAGAUUCGACUCAGAGGCAUUGGCCAGGACAAUUGGAUGGUUCUGAUCUUGAUGAGUUCAGGCUGCGUGAUGCAUCUGGUGCAGCCUGGCAUGCACGUAAUAUGGCUAAACUGAAGAGAGAAAGAGCUCAGAGAUUGCUUUAUAGAGCUGAUUUAGCAAUUAGCAAGGCUGUGAAUGCCCUCAUGAUUGCUGAAGCGAUUAAAGCUUCUUUUGACGAUGGAAAUAGUGGUGGGUAGAAUGACCAAAUGAGAUAAGAUUUUGAGAGAAGAAUACUCGCCUGCCCCCUUCAACUUGCAGUUCUGCUGCCUAAGAAUCUUAUAUAGUAGGCAUUUUUUUUUGCUGGGAUGGAUCUGGUUUUUCCUUUGUCACUGGCAGGAGGGUUUGCGAGGAGAAGAAAUUUUGGCUUGCUGCCAAAUAUCGUGGCAGCUCUAAUGUGCAGUCUCAUGAUUUUCUGCCCACCAGUUGUUUUUUUAAAGCUGCAGGUUUACUCAGUUCACUGCAACUGUUAUCUAUAUCCUACAGGUGAGGGGUGAGGAAUUUUGGCUGCCAGUCUUUGUAUAGAUUUUAUUUUUUCCCUUUCUUUUUGUUGUUCCUUUGCCCCCUUAACCUCGAUGUUGGAAGUCACCGUUGGUCCAAAUAAUACAACACCCUUAUCAUAUCAACUUACAAGUUCCUAUCUGAUUGACUGCUGGAGCUUUUAUCAGAUAUGUAUCAACCAGAUUACAUAUCUGAAACAGAGCAGAGAUAAUGCUGUAAGUAAUUUCUUAUAAAUUUUCAUAUAGAUUCGUUUA